CGACGUGGCAUUGGCAUUAUGCAGACAUAGGGUGUGUGAACCUCUUACGGCAUGCCACGUCAAGAAAGAAGCGUCAUUAGGAGUGAAGCAAGGGCGAAUACUUUGUUGAAAAGAGAAGCAAUAAAAAUAGAAUUGAAAAACUGGGUAGUUUUCCUCCUAUUACUAUAUAAUCAGUCACGUGCUAUAGCAUUUGAGUCGAAACCGAAAGAAAGAGAAGAAAAUGGACAAGUAUCAGAUCUGGAGCAGGAGUAUAGCGUUGGCAGCGUUCGCGUUUGCGUUUGCUCUUCUUUCCCUAUCAUCAGUAUCAGCAGACGACGUCGUUGUGCUAUCUGAAGAUAACUUCGAAAAGGAAGUUGGUCAAGAUAAAGGAGCUCUUGUUGAGUUCUACGCCCCUUGGUGUGGACACUGCAAAAAGCUUGCUCCAGAAUAUGAAAAGCUCGGUAACAGCUUCAAGAAGGCCAAAUCUGUUUUAAUUGGCAAGGUGGACUGUGAUGAGCAUAAGAGUUUGUGCAGCAAAUAUGGAGUUUCUGGAUACCCAACAAUUCAGUGGUUUCCAAAAGGAUCUCUGGAACCCAAAAAGUUUGAAGGGCCUCGCACCGCAGAAUCACUUGCCGAGUUUGUAAAUACAGAAGGAGGAACCAAUGUAAAAAUUGCUACUGCGCCAUCUAGUGUAGUGGUGCUAACACCUGAAAACUUCAACGAAGUUGUCUUGGAUGAAACCAAAGAUGUCUUGGUUGAGUUUUAUGCACCAUGGUGUGGACAUUGCAAAAGUCUUGCUCCUGUUUAUGAGAAGGUUGCCUCAGCUUUUAAAUCAGAGGACGAUGUUGUGAUUGCAAAUCUGGAUGCCGAUAAAUAUAGGGAUCUGGCUGAAAAGUAUGAUGUGAGUGGAUUUCCUACCUUGAAGUUCUUCCCCAAGAGCAAUAAAGCCGGUGAAGAUUACGGAGGUGGAAGAGACUUAGAUGAUUUUGUAGCUUUUAUCAAUGAGAAAUCUGGAACAAGUCGAGAUGCUAAAGGACAGCUUACUUCUGAGGCUGGCAUAGUAGAAAAUUUGGACGUCUUGGUAAAAGAGUUUGUAGCUGCUAGUGACGAAGAAAAGAAGACCGUCUUUGCCCGAAUGGAAGAGGAAGUUGAGAAGCUUAAGGGAUCUGCUUCAAGAUACGGGAAGAUUUACUUGAAAGCUGCCAAGAAUUACAGGGAGAAAGGUUCUGAUUAUGCUAAGAAUGAAAUCCAGCGCCUAGAGCGCAUCCUUGAAAAGUCUAUCAGCCCUGCUAAGGCCGACGAAUUCACUCUUAAGAAAAACAUCCUGUCAACGUAUGCCUGAUUUAGCAGUGCAAGUUCUACCAUCUAUCCUGGAAGCUACUGUUCCACUGCAGCUCCUUCUGAUGAUUGACAUUGAUAUCAUUGGGAGAUUUUCAAAGUGGAGACUUGUAGUACUUAAUUUGAGUCUGUUUUAAUGAUAUAUUAUACGACAAUUUGGGGCAUUGAAGAUUAUUCUUUACCCCUUUGUAGUCUACCUGAGAUCGAUUUUGGAAAGACAAUAACUUUAACAAUCCUUUUCUUUCGUUGAUUUAUGGUAUAAAUUGUUACACGA
This is a messenger RNA of Cicer arietinum (chickpea), 1591 nucleotides long. Its product is annotated as probable protein disulfide-isomerase A6. The record is from RefSeq and is a predicted model, not a curated record. Gene Ontology annotation, cellular component: endoplasmic reticulum. Gene Ontology annotation, biological process: protein folding. NCBI's taxonomy places the organism in Eukaryota, Viridiplantae, Streptophyta, Magnoliopsida, Fabales, Fabaceae. Gene Ontology annotation, molecular function: protein disulfide isomerase activity.